AUGGUGUUGGCGGCCAGCUUCCGAGCCAGCUGGCAAAUGGACCGGACCAGGCACUUCUACCGGGGCGGCACCGAGCAGGAGUUCGAGCAACUCACCACGAAGAUGUCCAUGCCUUUGACGCUCUACGCGCCCAUGCGCGAUGGGGACCUCAAUGACGCCAUGGUGGGGCUCUUCAGCGACUGGCGCGACCUGAAUGUGCCCUGCAGCUCACAUGUGAGCUUGCUGGGCUUCUGCUUGGAUCUCGCCGAGCUGAUCCGGCACCGGAGGUGGACGGUCUUCAAUCCGAUCAACAACGCCCACAACAUCUUGGUGAAUAUCCUGCCGCUCGACGAGCAGGCGCGUGGCGAGCAGCAGUUUAUUCAGACACGGAAGCAUGAGUACGGCGGCCGGAGGGGCUCGGCACCCGAUCGCCGCAGGGCCUACAAGGCACCCCACCGGCCCAUGCGCAUCACGCUCGAGCAGGAGGCUCCAGAUGCUUGGUGGAUCUCCUUGGACCUCAAUGCGGAUUGCUAUCCCACGGAGUGGUGCCGUGGCUUCGUCUCCUCGCUCGCCGACACCAUCCAGGAUCUCAAGUCCCGUCCGAUGCUGGCCGUCUUGCACGCCGAUUGGUCACAUAGUCUCAAGUCAGGCCCCGGCUCGGAGCCACCGUGA
Molecule: messenger RNA, 651 nt
Organism: Durusdinium trenchii
Lineage: Eukaryota; Dinophyceae; Suessiales; Symbiodiniaceae
Source: the annotation of a GenBank genome assembly